Messenger RNA from Lasiodiplodia theobromae, 594 nucleotides. RefSeq names its product Cytochrome b succinate dehydrogenase small subunit CybS. Gene Ontology annotation, cellular component: membrane; mitochondrial envelope. Gene Ontology annotation, biological process: mitochondrial electron transport, succinate to ubiquinone; tricarboxylic acid cycle. The transcript has 3 exons. Gene Ontology annotation, molecular function: heme binding; ubiquinone binding. Bases 1 to 594 code for a protein of 197 amino acids. The record is from RefSeq and is a predicted model, not a curated record. NCBI's taxonomy places the organism in Eukaryota, Fungi, Ascomycota, Dothideomycetes, Botryosphaeriales, Botryosphaeriaceae.
AUGGCAUCCAUCGUGCGCCCAACUCUGCGCGCCUGCCAGGCUGCGCCCGCCUCGCGCCUGCUCACCACGCGGGCCCCCGCCGCGUCCGUCUUCCGCCUCCACGCCCCGCUCACCCGGACGCCCGUGAAGCCCUCCUUCGUCCGCGAUGCUCUGCCCGCCGCCCGCAUCGCGCCCUUCCACGCUUCUGCCAGCAGGGCAAUUCUGCCCCCGCUGCCCCAGCGCGUCCAGGGCACUGCCAACGACCCCGCCCCAGUCCCCCCGGUUUCGGCCACCCAUGGCAGCUACCACUGGUCCUUCGAGAGGGUCAUCGCCGCUGCUCUCAUUCCCCUUACCGUCGCUCCCUUCGCCGCCGGCACCCUGAACCCGGUUUCUGAUGCCGUGUUCGGCGCCCUUCUCGUCCUCCACACGCACAUCGGCUUCCAGUCUGUCAUCAUUGACUAUUUGCCCAAGUACAGAGUACCUGGUGUGUUCAAGCUUUUCAGCUGGCUUCUGAACGGAGCCACCCUGCUCGUUGCCUACGGCAUCUACGAGUUCGAGACGAACGACGUCGGUAUCACUGAGGCUGUUAAGAGGGUCUGGACCGCGAAGCAAUAA